GCGGGUGCCCCCAUGAAGGAGCGCGGCGGCCAGGGCAGCCGGGACAGCGCGGGGCGCCAUGAGAGCGGGCCACGAGCGGAGCCAGGAGUGCCUCCCGCCAAAGAAACGGGACCUUCCCGCCGCCAGCGCCGGCACCGAGGCGGGACGGGCGGGGGGCCCCCAGGGCUCGGGCGAGGGCCCGGAGUGGGCCCGAACGGCCGGACCGGGUCCUGCCGCCCCCCGCUAUGGCCCCGGCGAAGCCCCCGAGGCGGCAGCGGGGCUUACGGUGGACCAGUACGGGAUGCUCUACAAAGUGGCAGCACCACCUGCCACCUUCUCCCCCACGGGCCUGCACCCCGUGGUGAACGUGAGCCCCCUGUCCCCCGCCUUCAACGUGAGCUCGCCCAUCAUUCAGCACCCGGGGGUGCCCUUCCCCCCCAUCCACUACGCGCAGAUCCCUCCGGCCUCCCUGCAGCUCAUCGGGUCCCACUACACAGUGCCCUAUGCCGUCCCUCCUGCCUUCCUGCCUAGUCCUCUCCUGUCUCCUUCCACCAACCUCGCUGCCCCCCACGUCCCCCACUUUGUGCCAUAUGCCUCCCUGUUCGCGGAAGAAGCUGCUCCUUCCCCCCAGACUACCUCUCCCACCCACAGCUUCAACAAAUCCGCCUCUGCAGCCUCUCCUGGGCAGGUGCAGCACCACUCUGUGCCCCAGCUGGACAUGGCCCCGGGCAGGAUUCCUGUUUAUUAUCAGAUGUCCCGCCUCCCACCAGGGUAUGCGGCCUAUGAGGCACCUGCAGCAGGCGGGAGCCCAGUGUCUCCUCAGCAGGACAGUCAGCUGAGCUCAGAGGUGGCUGCAGCCAACGGUGGGCAGAGGCCCCUGGAGCAAAGCAUGGCCAGGAGGCCCAGCGAGGCCGUGGACUCUGCCAGCAGUGCAGCUGAGGACUGUCAGCCCCCGGGGGCUGCAGCAGGAGGUGUGGGUGACGGACAGUUCCUUCCAGGUUACCAGAUGCUGGGAAGAGAGAUCUCUGUGCCAGCUCACAGGAGCACCCCAGACACUGAUCUGGAGGUUCAGAGGGUGGUGGGAGUGCUGGCAUCUCAGGAUUAUCAUGUUCUGGCAGCCCAGAGGAAAGAUGAUCCGAGCCCUUUGAACCUUUGCCAUAAUAUCCCUGAUGGGCAGGAAGACAUGCUGAGAAACACCAUGGAUAGGGCUGGGAACAGCCAGUCCCAGAGCCCAUGUGGAAUGUCCCCCGAGGAGGCUGUUAGACAGAGACAGUUAACCAAAGGAAUGGUGGUAGCCAACGGCAAGCCAGUCCUUGUUCCCAUUGGGUCUGAGCCCAUCAGGUCUUCCACUUCGGAAGCCCUGGUGAGGCAGAGCCCAGAUGCACAGGCUCGAGGAAGCAUGCUGGAAAAGGAGCUGGCCCAGCUGCAGCCACCCAGCUCCUCCCAGCUGCCCUCUCACUUCAUGAAAGGAGCCAUCAUCCAGCUGGCAACAGGAGAGCUGAAGCGGGUGGAGGACCUGCAGACUCAAGAUUUUGUUCGCAGUGCGGAGGAGGUGAAGCUGUCUAUUGAAGGGCGUUCGAAUGCAGGGAAGUGAUCCCGUGGAGGUGUGAGCUGGGGCAGUCCCGGCAGGUGAGCCUCCCCCUCAGGUGGAGGAAUUGCACAGACUCUGACAGGUUCACCAGCAAGGCUGCUCUCUGCCCUGCAGGACUGGCUCUAUUCCAGUUCCGUGGCUGACUCUUGGGGAGUCAGGAGGGCUCCAGUGCCUCAGGGAGCAGCGACAGGCUUAGCUGGGGUGGGGAGCACGGACGUGCUCAUGAGCAUGCAAUGAGAGCAUUCCAGAGGCUGGAGGCUGGGGCUUUCUCCCACCUCCAGGGAUAACUGACUCCCUGCAGGGCAGGGGCUGAGCAUUCAGGACAGGUGGGGAAAUGAGGAGGGCAGACACGGCUUAAGGUAGCAGAUAAAAUUGCUGAAGAUUUUAUUCCUCCUUUCUCAUGAUGGGGAGAGACGGGUCCCCACUGGAGUCUGGGGGCUCUACUCCCAGUAUCCCCUUUCUUCACACAUGCACUUUAAAAGGACCGUUCACUGACGGAGCUCUCGAGGGCAGGACGGAGGUGCUUCUCUGGUGGUUCUGAUUAAUGUCUCUUCCACUGAAUCCAACUGCUCUUUCUUCUUGCAAAGAAUGUACAGAUUUGAAUGAUUCACAGAAAUUCAAGAGGAAGGACCAAAAGGAUGGGUUUGGGUGUAGGUGAAUAGGGAACUUGACCACUUGGGAUGGGACACAAGUUGAGCUGGGAGACAUUUAGUUUCCUGCUAUAAAAUACAUUUAAUUGUUUGCCACCAAAUCAAAUCUUUCUUCCCAUGUUAGUAACUUUAAAAAAAAUCCUGGGCUUAUAAAUUUGCAGAGUCUUUGCCUAGGAAUGAAUGGGGUUGGGGUUUUUUGUCUGGUUGGAUUUGGGGGUUUGGUAUUUUGUUAGUUUGUAUUUUUUUAAAGCUGGAUUAAAAUAUAUUCAGCAUUCUCCAGGAAAGGAUGAAAACAUCCUUUUUCUGUGAGAAGACCGAGGCUAUUUUGUAAUUAACUCAGAAAAAAAAACAUUCUGGAUGGCUAAUUCUUCCCUGCAGGCAGUUUCCUGAAUAAGCUCUGGACAAGAGACAAGUGUUUGUGCAUGUGCAGGCAAGGUACAAAGUUUCUGAAAAGUACAGUUCAUUAAUGUAGGGGCUCUAAAAAUAUCACAGCAUCACAGGGCAUUUUGGGGUGGUUUUGUUAGUUUUUCUGAUGCUUCACUUCGGAGUUCCUCUGUAGAACAAUAAGGUAAAAUCAAGACUAGUCUCUUUCAUGGUGGGACUUAAUACAACUGUGUAUGAAUACCUCAUUGUGGUGAUAACACUCUAUUGAGUGAAGGCUCCUGUAGUUACACUAAUCUGUUCUCUCUGAAUGGUGUAUUAUGACACCAGCUACAACUGCUCAGCCAGGAUAAAGAAUGGUCACUGUUCUGGGGAGGAAAGUUUUCACUGACUUAACCUGGGUUAAGUAUUCCUUGUGUUCAGGUGCCCAUCUCUGUGCUAGGACCAGGCUUUGGAGAGGGCUUUUCUCAGUGUGCAGAGCCCUUAUGUGCAGCAUGCUGUUUCUGUCUCACUGCUCUCAUCUUCCUGAAGUUUCUGUCAGGUGUGCCUGACUUCUGGGGCACUGCUCCUCUCUGUCACAGAAUGGUGUGUGUCAGCACCUCUCCUUGAAGCGGUGCUGCCUGAGGGCUCUUCUGCACUCUCUAGGAGUGUGUCCUGUAACUGGUUGGCUUCUGCUGUGUGAUGGGCAGGUGCUCUGCCUGGGUAUCAGGCAAGUUAGAGAGUCUCCAGAAUGUCCCUUCCAUCCCCAUCCUGUUUUCCUAGCACAUUGCUAGCCAUUUCUGUUGCCUUUGAAAUACCUGCACCUGGACAGACUCUUUUCAGGCCUUAGGUGAGAUGUGCUAAUCAUGCCUUCAGUGUCUGUGCCUCACGGGGCUCUCCAGAAUGAGGGUGCUGCCUGUAUCAUGUGUAGCUGCUCCCAAAUGACACACUACUUCUGAUCUCAUCAGCUGUAUUUGAGAUGUGUGAAGUCACGGUGAUGCUGUCAGGUGAAGAUUCUGCUUCCUCAGGUGCAGCAUCUGCGGGAACAGACGCUGUUUUCACAGCCCUGUUUGUCAGUGAAGUGUCCCCCCUGGGCCCCCCCAUCACCCGGGGGUGUCACAGCUCCUGUUCACUGGACUCUCCUACGCAAAGACCUCGAUUAAUGUUGGUAAUCAGUACGUAAUGCUCAGGAUACCCGAGGUGUCUGUGGCCAGAGGCUGGAGACAGAGGAGCCCAGGUUCUCGUGCGUGUUCUUUGCUCGGUGCAUGCAGAGGAACUGAGAGCUGUGAAAGCUGAGGAAGGGAUCUCACAUACGUGUGGCGUGUGAAUGUAGAGGGGUUGGCCACACCACAGAGGGAAUGUCUGAGCAGCUGAGGGUGCAGAGCCCCUCACAUGUGUGAACACAGGAGUCUGUCUGAGUGAGGAUUUGGAGAGUCUGCCUUAUCCCCUGUGUGUUACUGUGACUCCUCUCCGAUCUCAGCCACACUGUGCCGGGGUCUGAAUGGGCAGCACAGAUGACUGAGGCAAGAUGCUGUGUGGCUAAAACAGCUUUGUACUGUAGGCAGCUGAAGGGCUGUGAAGGUGCUCACCCUCAUUGUUUACCUGGCUGCUGACCUGGACUUUGGCUUGCUGCACCUCUGUUGAGUGCAGUCCUGAGCUCUGUGGAACAGGCCAGGGUGAACUGGACCUCAGUCCUUCUUCCCAGACUCCCUGUCACUCCCACUGUUGUGCAUAUUUCAGCUGCCAGCUCCCCCCUGGAAGCAGUGCUUUCAGGCACAGCUCAAGGCAGGGCACUGAGAUGAAGAAUCUGUGCAUCUGGCUGCUUGCCCCAAACGGUGGGCAGGAGUGGACCACUGGAGGUCCUUCAGCCCAGUUCAGCAGUACUGGUAUCACUGGAACUUGUCCUUACAGGGCUGGGCUGUGUGGCUCAGCACUGCAAUGGUGGUUGUGCUGAGCAUUGAGACUCUCCUGGGACAGGGAGUGUGUGAGAUAGGCUCUGCUGCAGGCAGAAAGGCUGUGAAUGAGCCCGUGGAGCACAUUCUUUUAUUUCUUGGGUUUACAGGGAAAAGAGGAGAUAAAGCCAGGAAAACAUUGUGGAGUGGGAUGGUUACCUGGGCUUUUCUGCUGGCAGAGAUGUGACAGACUUCAGAGAAAUAUGUUCCUAUUGUGGAGGAGAGCUGU
Molecule: messenger RNA, 4761 nt
Organism: Lepidothrix coronata (blue-crowned manakin)
Lineage: Eukaryota; Metazoa; Chordata; Aves; Passeriformes; Pipridae
Gene: ATXN1L
Product: ataxin 1 like
Exons: 2
Coding region: 59-1573 (504 amino acids)
Biological process (GO): regulation of DNA-templated transcription; anatomical structure development
Cellular component (GO): nucleus
Molecular function (GO): protein binding; RNA binding
Source: RefSeq, a predicted model, not a curated record